AUGGUGUCUUUCAUAUUGAAAGCCGAUGAUAGAUGGCCUGGGUUCUUACGCAUCACACCUUAUCUCUUCUUGAUCAUUCUCGGGAACUCGAUUGCAAUGUUCGGUAUACAAUUUUUUUCGGGUGGAAAAGGAAUAUAUCCCGAGGUGGAUGAGAGUGAUAUGCAUUUCACUACCGCAACCAAACUCCCCACCAUACUUUCACCCAGCAUCCUCAACAUCUUCUUCAGCUUCCUCUCCCUCUACACACACCACCACAACAUCGCCUCACCCUCCCGCACCCUCCUACUCUCCACGCUCUUCCUCCUCAUCUGGAUAGGCCAAUUCACAUUCUGGACCUCCUGCGACAUCGCCUCUCCCUCAGUCGUAGCGCCCAUCCAACUCAAAUUCUGCGACUCCUGGCGUCCAUUCGCCGAAUUCGGGGAAUUGAAUAACGAGUGGUUGAUGGCGCGAUUCGUGCUCGGAUGGAGCACGCUGACGUAUUGGACGCUGUUGGUUAGUUUUUCGGCUGUCGCGAUGUGUUGUGAGAAGCUGAGAGGAGACUUUGAGAGGUGGAGUGAGGAGGAGAGGGCGUGGAAGGCGUUGGAGGGACAGGAGGGUAUGGUGGGGGAAGUGGGAGGGGAUGAUGAGGAAGAGGAAAUCGAUGAGAUGGAUGUUAUUUUGUCUUGGAGACUUUGUACGGCUGCUGAGACGAAUGGGAUGGCAGUUUGA
This is a messenger RNA of Glarea lozoyensis ATCC 20868, 708 nucleotides long. RefSeq lists its product as uncharacterized. NCBI's taxonomy places the organism in Eukaryota, Fungi, Ascomycota, Leotiomycetes, Helotiales, Helotiaceae. Bases 1 to 708 code for a protein of 235 amino acids. The record is from RefSeq and is a predicted model, not a curated record. The transcript has 2 exons.